Molecule: messenger RNA, 312 nt
Organism: Aspergillus terreus NIH2624
Lineage: Eukaryota; Fungi; Ascomycota; Eurotiomycetes; Eurotiales; Aspergillaceae
Exons: 1
Coding region: 1-312 (103 amino acids)
Source: RefSeq, a predicted model, not a curated record
AUGGUUGGCAUCCUGGAGAAUCGAGGGCGUCAACCGGUGGACGAGAGCGGCCUCAAUUUUGUGGUCCGGCGGGAACCCGAAACCUUCUGGAAAAGCUGGUGGAAGGCGAUGGAGAAAUCAGGAGCAUCUGUUAUCAUCCCGACCUUUGUCGUGUGUCAAGUCGACCAGACAACACCUGAGAUCAUGUUUGGCCUGAUACAACAGACGACACAUGUUGACGGAUGUUCCGCCAUUGUCCGAACGGAGAUGCGGUUUGAAACGUGUGACAAGACCAAUUGGAAACCGCGCCUCCUAGGGCUUGUGCCGAACUGA